Lobosporangium transversale is the source of this 2398-nucleotide messenger RNA. RefSeq lists its product as hypothetical. The record is from RefSeq and is a predicted model, not a curated record. Lineage: Eukaryota; Fungi; Mortierellomycota; Mortierellomycetes; Mortierellales; Mortierellaceae. Bases 217 to 2286 code for a protein of 689 amino acids. The transcript has a single exon.
UUCUUUUUACGCUUUCGCUCAACUUACUACCUUUCUUUCCUCUCUCUUUAUCUCUUUCUUUAUCUCUAUCUUCUUCAUAAUAGAAUUUUAGUCUUCCUUUUCCCUUUCUCUUUUACCACUAGUAUAUUCUUAAUGUUUUUCUAAUCCACCAAUUCUUUCUCACCAAGGCGAUAACAACAAAACAACAACAACAAUAAUAAUAAUAAUAAUACUAAAAUGAGUGCUGUCAAUAUCAGGGACGACACUUACACGAGCAACAAAAACAACAACAACAAGUACAACAGUAGAAAAAACACGAGUAAUAGCAGCAUCAAUUGUAACAGCAAUAAUAACACCAAUCAGAACAUUAGUAAUAUCGAUAGUAAUAGUAAUAGUAAUAGUAAUAGUAAUAGUAAUAGUAAUAGUGCCAGCAGCAGCAGCAGCAACAGCAACAGUAGCAGAUUCUUUUCUUCAAGAACGCGGCGACUCCCAGGAAUGUCUUCUUUCUCGCGCCUCACUUUAAUUCCCAUACUUUUCACUCUCUUCUCCUUUCCCAUCGUUCAUGCAUCCAUCAACUGUCAAUCGCCCACAGGUGGGAUCUAUCAGCCUGGAGAUUCCCUAACUUUCCAAUGGUCCGAUAAUGGGAUCUGGCCAAAAGCCAAGGAUGUAUAUUCUGCAAGUGCAACCCUCUACUGUUCCAGCAACUCGAAACAGGCCCUUUUGGAGGUUCCCUCCAUCACCAAUGGUCAACCUUGGACCAUCCCUCCUUCGAUCUUGAAUGGUUGUUCAGGUCGUCAGAUCCGAGUGGAAUACUCGGGUGUGGUCUGGGAUAUCCUUCAUUUAACUCAUCUCUUGAGCUUCUCGGCCGAAUGUGGAGAUUUAACUAUCACCAUUCCUUCGACCACCAUCAUCCCUACUGCUACAACCACUAUCCCAAUAACCUCUAUUACGAUCACAACAAAGCCAUCCAUGUCAACAACAACAACCGGUAUCCUUACUUUGACAAGUGUCUCUACAUCGACCGCUUCAAGACCUUCUUCAUCUUUGACAGCAUCGACAGAUCCAUCGGUCCCCACAGGACCUUCUCCCGAUCAAGAUGGAACACAUACAACCAAUACACCUUCCGGUGUCAAUAUCAUGGCAGCCAUCUUGGGCACCUUUGCUGGUUUGAUCAUUGUGGCCCUCAUCAUCUAUGGUUUGAACGUGGCUCGGAAACGGAAACAACUUUCAUUAGAAAGACAGUGGUUGACAAAGGAGAGAUCAAAUUAUGCUGCUGCUGUUGCUGCUGCCAGCGGUAGUGGCGGUAGCUCAGGUAGUGGUAGUGGUGGUGGUGGUGGUGGUGGUGGUGCUGCUGCUGCUGUUGGAUCAUCUUCCACCAUGGGUCGUGGUUCACGUUCUGGUAUAACAGCAAGUGCGAAUGGUAGUGGAGGUGGUCGUGGUUCUGGUUAUUAUUAUCCAAACGCUUCAAGACCAAGCUUGGAAUUUGAUCCGCUUCAUCCAAACAUGGUCAAUAAUUAUCCCUAUAAUGCUGCAACCGUCGUUGCUCCUGCUGCACUACCACCAUUACCACUACCAUUAGGACAUGAAGAGUACAUGAAUGGCCCAUCGAUGACAGAAGUGGGUGAUGGGACUAUAAUGGCCGCAACGGCCAUGGGGACAUUUCCUCAUCCUCGUCAUCACGAUCUUCCUCGUCCCAUCAUCCCCAUAUCCUCCUCAGACCAACAAUAUUAUCGACAUGAUUAUGACGAAGGAAGAUCUUUGCCUGCGGACGGACGCGGACAGGAAUUUGAUUAUAAUUAUAACUAUGAUUAUGGAGCCUCAGCUGGUGAUAGCGGCCAUGGCAGAGAUGAUGGAAUGAUAUCGACAGCAGGUGCUGGAGGAGGAUACCUUCGUGGUGCUAUUGAUCCAUCUAGUCAUUAUUAUAGCCGUAACCCCAUUAACGAUAACAACAACAACAACAACAACAACCACGAUCCCAACCAAGGUUAUUCACUCGAUCCAGAAGUGAGCUAUCGUGAUCCUUCUCAGAAAAACACGAUCACUAGUCAUGAUCAUGGCCAUUCAUCUUCCUCUAUAAUCUCAAAAGCCACAACCGCUACAACUGCUGCUACCACCACUGCUCAUGAGCAAGAUGAUGAUCAAGUUCAGCUCCACAAGUUCCCUGUGGCGACUCCUCAGCCGUCUGAUCGAGAUUAUUACAAUCGCCUUCAAAGCGUAGAGUUGCCGCCUUUACCUCUCCCUCCAACAAUGACCACGAUAGCAAAAAAUCGGUCGGACGCCGCUGACAGAGGUUCAAAUCGCCCGUGACGCACGCAAUAUCCGUGGUAAAAUUAUGUCAACAAAAAAAGCAUGUAGAUUCUUCUAGUACUCCAACUAGGCUACGAGCCAGUCCCAUUCACUGUCGAAAGUAGGUCCUAAC